Peniophora sp. CBMAI 1063 is the source of this 549-nucleotide messenger RNA. The record is from the annotation of a GenBank genome assembly. Lineage: Eukaryota; Fungi; Basidiomycota; Agaricomycetes; Russulales; Peniophoraceae.
AUGACCUUCGAAACAGAACGCACCAUUCUCCGCGCCUACGAGCCUUCCGACGCCGAGAAGAUAUACGAGCACUGGAACUCACUCGAGAUCCAAGAUCUCGCGUUCAUCGACUGCGCAGCCCCCCGCACGAAGAAAUUCGUCGAGAAGAGCGCAGAGCAUAUACAAGCCAACGAUGGCAUAUUCAUCAUGGUCACAAACAAGGACAACGGCCAAUUCAUCGGACAGUUCAGCUUCACUAUGCCUUCGAAGAAGAACCGUGUGGGCGAGAUCGGUAUCUCGGUGGUCGAUGCGUACAGAGGAAAGGGGUACGGAAAGGAGAUCCUGACUUGGGUAGUGCAGCAUGGAUUCAGGGAUUGCGGUUUACAUCGCAUCACUCUGGGUACAGUCGAGCACAACACAGCGGCACUAGCGUUGUAUAAAAGCGUCGGUUUCGUUGAAGAGGGUAUCUCGCGAGAAGCCAACUGGGUUGGUGGGAAGUGGCGAGGAAUGAUCACCCUCUCUAUCCUCGAGCACGAGUGGGACAUCGAGCAGGGAAGGAAGCGCGAAUGA